Molecule: messenger RNA, 2286 nt
Organism: Wallemia mellicola CBS 633.66
Lineage: Eukaryota; Fungi; Basidiomycota; Wallemiomycetes; Wallemiales; Wallemiaceae
Product: copii coat protein
Exons: 3
Coding region: 1-2286 (761 amino acids)
Biological process (GO): COPII-coated vesicle budding; COPII-coated vesicle cargo loading; intracellular protein transport
Cellular component (GO): endoplasmic reticulum exit site; COPII vesicle coat
Molecular function (GO): GTPase activator activity; zinc ion binding
Source: RefSeq, a predicted model, not a curated record
AUGCAAGUCGUAGAAGACGUAGAAGAGAGAGAUGGUAUCAGACUCAGUUGGAACGUCUGGCCGUCAUCACGUAUUGAAGCUACAAGAACAGUAGUUCCAAUAUCAGCCUUAUACGUACCAUUCAAGGAGAGAGAAGACCUCCCACCUGUUUUAUAUGAGCCAGUCACUUGCAAAGCUUGUAGAUCUAUUCUCAAUCCUUAUUGCCAAAUUGACGUUAGAGGUAAAUUAUGGAUUUGUCCAUUUUGUUUAUCAAGAAACGCUUUCCCACCUCACUACAAAGAUAUCAGCAAUACAAAUUUACCUGCAGAGUUGUUGCCAAAGUAUACCACGAUUGAGUACACACUAUCUAGACCAGUACAAGUACCACCAAUUUUCUUAUUUGUCGUCGAUACUUGCUUAGAACCAGAAGAUUUCGAAGCGCUUAAGGAGACUAUAACACUCGGUUUAUCACUUCUUCCACCUAAUGCUUUAGUCGGUUUGAUUACAUUUGGUACAAUGACACAGGUACAUGAGAUCGGAUUUAAUGCUUGUCCAAAGAGUUACGUUUUCAGAGGUACUAAAGAUUAUUCACCUGGUCAGAUCUCAGCCAUGUUAGGUAUCACUCCUCGUUCUACUACCCUUCCAUCACAGCAACAACAAAGACCUGGACAACCUCACGGUGCUGCUAGAUUCUUACAGCCUGUACAAGAUGCUGAAUUCCAAUUGACUAGCAUCUUGGAUAACUUGUCAAGGGACCCUUGGCCCGUCGCAUCCGAUAAGCGUAGCUUGAGAUGUACAGGUGCUGCACUCUCAGUUGCUGUUGGUAUACUCGAAAAUAGCUUCCCUAACUCUGGUGCAAGAAUCAUGACAUUCGUUGGUGGUCCUGCAACUGAAGGUCCAGGUAUGGUCGUAUCAAAUGAAUUAAGAGAACCAAUCAGAUCACACCACGAUAUUGAGAGAGAUUCAGUUAAGCACUUUAAGAGAGCUACUAGAUUCUAUGAAUCUUUAGCCAAGAGAGCUUCAUCUAAUGGUCACGUCGUUGACAUCUACGCUGGUUGUCUUGACCAAAUUGGAUUGUUGGAGAUGAAGUCCUUAUCUAAUCUUACAAAUGGUGCUCUAGUACUCAGUGAUUCUUUCGCUACUUCGAUCUUCAAGCAAUCAUUCCAAAGAUUAUUCGAAAAGGAUGAAUUUGGUAAUCUCAAAAUGGGCUUCAAUGCCACAAUGGAUGUUCAAACUAGUAAGGAGUUGAAGGUUUCUGGUGCAAUUGGUCAUUUAACGUCUGCACAAAAGAAGUCUGCAUGCGUUGGUGAAACUGAAAUCGGUGUUGGUCAAACAUCAGCUUGGAAGAUUGGUUCUAUAAAUCCAAGAACAACUUUAGGUGUUUACUUUGAAGUUGUUAGCCCAUCUGGUCAACCAGUUCAACAAAAUUCAAGAGGUUUAAUUCAAUUUAUUACCCACUACCAAUCAUCUUCAGGUCAAUAUAAAUUAAGAGUUACAACUAUUGCAAGAAACUUUGCUGAUGCUGGUUCACCUGCAAUCGCAGCUUCAUUUGAUCAAGAAGCUGCAGCAGUUUUGAUGGCAAGAAUAGCAGUUUUCAAAGCAGAAAUUGAUGAUAGUCCUGAUGUUCUUAGAUGGUUGGAUAGGAUGUUAAUUAGAUUAUGUCAAAAAUUCGCUGAUUAUCAUAAAGAAGAUCCAACUUCAUUUAGAUUAUCAGAAAACUUCGGAAUUUAUCCUCAAUUUAUGUUCCACUUACGUAGAUCACAAUUUUUACAAGUGUUUAACAACUCUCCUGAUGAAACUGCAUUCUAUAGACAUAUUCUCAAUGAAGAAGAUGUCAACAAUAGUUUAGUUAUGAUUCAACCAACAUUGAUGUCAUUCAGUUUGGAAGGUCCACCACAACCAGUCCUUCUCGAUUCUAUUAGUAUAAAGAACGAUGUUAUACUCUUAUUGGAUACUUUCUUCCACAUCUUGAUAUGGCACGGUGAAACUAUCGCACAAUGGAGGAAAGCAAACUACCAAGAUCAAGAAGGUUAUGAAAACUUUAAAGAAUUACUUGAACUUCCAAUUUCAGACGCACAAGAUUUAUUAGCUGAUAGAUUCCCAAUACCACGUUACGUCGUUUGUGACCAAGGUGGAUCACAAGCUAGAUUCUUGCUCUCAAAACUUAACCCAUCAACUACUCACAUGUCAGGUGGUAUCUAUGGUUCACAAAAUGCAGCUGGACAGGCUAUCUUUACAGAUGAUGUCAGUUUACAAGUAUUCAUGGAACACUUGAAGAGAUUAGCCGUUGGUGCAUCAACAUCAUAA